Molecule: messenger RNA, 2088 nt
Organism: Emericellopsis cladophorae
Lineage: Eukaryota; Fungi; Ascomycota; Sordariomycetes; Hypocreales; Bionectriaceae
Exons: 3
Coding region: 1-2088 (695 amino acids)
Source: RefSeq, a predicted model, not a curated record
AUGAGUGACAAAACCACUCACGUCCAGGAUGAGGUCCUCCGACAAAGCCUAGCAGACCCUGAGGGCUUCUGGGCUCACCAGGCCGAGCACCUCCACUGGCACAGAAAGCCCAGCACGACGCUGACGCAGAGCACAAAGACCCUCAAAGACGGCACUCCCCACCCGGAAUGGGCGUGGUUCCCAGAUGGCGAGAUAUCGACAUGCUACAACUGCGUGGAUCGACACGUCCUGGCAGGACGUGGAGACGAGCCUGCGAUUUACUGGGACAGCCCCGUGACAAAGUCGAAGCAGAAGAUCACGUACCGGCAGCUGCUCGAAGACGUCGAGGCUCUAGCUGGGGCGCUCAGGGAAGAAGGCGUCAAGAGAGGCGACGUGGUCAUGCUGUACAUGCCCAUGAUCCCAUCGGCUUUGGUUGGGAUUCUAGCCAUCAACCGCCUCGGCGCCGUCCACUCUGUCGUCUUUGGAGGGUUCGCGCCCAACGCACUCGCACAGAGAAUCGAUGCAUGCCAGCCAGUUGCCCUGCUGACGGCGUCCUGCGGAAUCGAGGGUAACAAACCCCCGACACCGUAUCGGCCGCUCGUCGAGGAGGCUAUCCAGCUCGCCACGCACAAGCCCAGCCGGACCAUCAUCUGGCAGAGAGACGCAACCAGAUGGGCUCCCGUGGACCGUUCACAAGGCCAGAGGCCCUGGCAGAAGCUCGUCAGGGGUGCCAAGGCGAGGGGCGUCAAGGCGGAGUGUGUGCCCGUCAAGGGCACCGACCCCGUCUAUAUCAUCCACACCUCUGGGACGACAGGCUCGCCAAAGGGUGUCGUCCGCGACGCAGGUGGCUACGCAGUGGGACUGCACCUGUCCAUCGCGUACCUCUUCAACAUCCACGGCCCUGGCGAUGUCAUCUUCACGGCUUCGGACAUUGGGUGGGUCGUCGGCCACUCGUACAUCAUCUACGCACCACUGCUCGCGGGCGCUGCGACGGUGCUCUACGAGGGGAAACCCGUCGGGACGCCAGAUGCUUCGGCGCUCUGGCGCAUGGUCGAAGAGUACAAGGUCUCUGCGCUGUUCACGGCACCGACAGCGCUCCGAGCCAUCAAGCGUGAUGACCCUGACAACAAACACUUCCACCAGAUCGGCGAGCGAGGCGGCCUCAAGUCGCUCAAGGCGCUCUUCCUCGCCGGAGAGCGGUCCGAGCCCACCAUCAUAUCCAUGUACCAGGAGCUUCUCGAGAAGCACGGCGCGCGCGAUGCCCAUGUCGUCGACAACUGGUGGUCCACCGAGUCCGGCUCGCCCAUGACGGGACGCGCCCUCGUCCCGCACACAGGACACCACCGCCAGCACGCGACGCGCGACCACCCGCCCAUCGCCCUCAAGCCUGGCAGUGCCGGCAAGCCCAUGCCUGGCUUUGACAUCCGAGCCGUCGACGACGAGGGGAACGAGGUUGGGCGCGGGUCCAUGGGUAAUAUUGUGCUCGCCACGCCGCUCCCGCCCACGGCCUUCCGAACACUGUGGCGCGAGGAGGCGAGGUUCUACAAUGGGUACCUGAAGCGCUUCAGGGGUCAGUGGCUGGACACGGGGGAUAGCGGCUAUGUCGACGAGGAGGGCUACGUGCAUGUCAUGAGUCGCAACGACGAUGUGCUCAACGUCAGCGCGCAUCGACUGUCAAGCGGAGGCAUUGAGCAGGCAAUUGCCUGCCACCCUUCCGUGGCCGAGUGCUGCGUUGUCGGUAUCCCCGACUCCCUCAAGGGUCAGCUACCGUUUGCGUUUAUCACACUCUCCUCGGAGCCACACCCAGCCUCUGUCAUGCCGACAACGGAAUUAUUCGCCGAGAUCCAGGAUCUCAUUAGAAAACAGGUCGGUCCAAUUGCCACGCUUGGUGGCAUCAUCCAGGGCAAGGGCAUGAUCCCACGCACGCGCUCCGGCAAGACACUCAGACGGGUCCUGCGAGAGCUUCUCGAGAAUGGAUCGCAGGGCGAGUUCAAGAAGGAGGUGGGUGUGCCGAGCACAGUCGAGGAUAGGGGCGUCGUGGAGGUGGCAAGGACCCGUGUGGAGGAAUACUUCAAGGAAAAGGGGGCGACGCACAAGGCCAAGUUGUGA